UCGGUUUUUGCAGCUGCGCCGCAGCUGUGUUUCUUUCUGUUUCGUUUAAAAAUAGUAAAUGCAACGAACUUUUGUGUGCACUGCUGCCCCAGUUUUGAUGACUAAGCCUGCCAACUGAACAAUGAGUUUAGCAACUGGAACUAUGGAUGUGGUUAACACACCGAACAGCAGUAUGGACGCCACGAAUCGCGGUGAAUGGGAGAAGGUCCUGGCUAUGCUUGUACUUGGCUUAGGCAGCUUCCUCUCUGGCAUGCUUCCCGCCAUUAUAUCAGAGCGCAACAGGAGGCGAUUCCCACUGACCACAUCGCUGCUUCUAUGCUUUGGAGCGGGCAUAUUGCUGGCCACAGCACUGGUUCAUAUUCUGCCAGAGGUGCGCGAGCAAAUGAAUUCGAAAUUCGCUGAGGUGGCCAUGUGCAGUGGUUUCUUCAUCAUCUACUUCAUUGACGAGUUUAUACACUAUUUCUUUGGCGAGGCCAUUCAGCAUACGCACACUCACGGCCAUGAACAUGAACGUGAACCUCAACCCUCGUCGCAUGCCCAAGUUGACCCACACAGGGACCACAAUGGAUAUGGCGCAACGGGUGAACGUGCGCCCUUGCUAUCAGCACAGUCGUCUACGUCACACUCGCAUUCCCAUCACAACGAAAACAGCCAUGAUCACAAUCAGGGCUCUUCUUCCGCCUGUGAUGAUGCCAGCGUAGAGGAUGCAAAUGCCCGCAUAUGUCAUACAAGUCACACGGAACCAUGUGCCCAGUCCAUGACCGGCACUCUGGGGCUCUUUGUUGCAUUGUCGCUGCACUCGGCCAUUGAGGGACUGGCGAUUGGCGUACAAAACUCAGCCACAAAGGUUCUAUUUCUUCUUGGCGCUGUGGCCUGCCACAAAUUCGUGAUGGGCUUCUGCCUGGGCCUAGAGUUUCGCUCCAAUCCUCAAACCACUUUGCGCUCCCAAUUCGUGGGCAUUUUGGUAUUUGCUUUGGGUGCCGUCUGCGGCAUUGCCCUGGGCAUGCUUAUCGUGGACGUGCCCGCCGAAUGGUCGUCGAAAACGUUGCCCAUAGUUCAGGCGCUGGCCGGCGGCACGCUCUUCUAUGUCACCGUCUGUGAAGUGAUACCCCGCGAGAAGGCGCGCUGGCACUCGCACCCAACGCGACGCUGGGCGGGAUUUGCGCAAUUCGCAACAGUUGUGGCCGGCUUUGCCACCAUGUGCAUUAUAAACUUUUAUCUUUCUGAUGAGGAAUAAGUAGCUCUGUUCGAGAGGGAUGACUUUUUGCGCUGUGUGUUCUUUUCUUUAUAUAUGUAAGAGAUUAAUUUUAAUUGGCAGCUCAUUGUUAAAUGUUUUUUAUAUAUUGUGUGUAUAUUCCAUGCACGUUGGAUGAAUCUUUGUUAUAGAAUAAAGUGAAUUUGUAUCUGCAAAUCAAAUCUAAAUGAAA
This is a messenger RNA of Drosophila subobscura, 1427 nucleotides long. RefSeq names its product protein zntD (gene Zip88E). The transcript is spliced from 5 exons. Gene Ontology annotation, biological process: zinc ion transmembrane transport. Bases 122 to 1237 code for a protein of 371 amino acids. NCBI's taxonomy places the organism in Eukaryota, Metazoa, Arthropoda, Insecta, Diptera, Drosophilidae. Gene Ontology annotation, molecular function: zinc ion transmembrane transporter activity. Gene Ontology annotation, cellular component: plasma membrane. The record is from RefSeq and is a predicted model, not a curated record.